Amoebophrya sp. A25 is the source of this 1094-nucleotide messenger RNA. The record is from the annotation of a GenBank genome assembly. NCBI's taxonomy places the organism in Eukaryota, Dinophyceae, Syndiniales, Amoebophryaceae.
GAUUUUCUCGACGGCGAGGACGAUUUUGACGAUCUGGAUGAGGAUUCUAGUUUUUAAGAGGCUUCUUCAUCUUCUGCAAGUUUUUGAUUCUUGAACAUCUAGUCGUGCUAGUAUUUAAAGAUAGGCAGAGCUAGAGGUGUCCUAUCUGUGAAGACACAGAGUUUUGUUUCAAAAAGGGACCCAAUAUAGUACUUAAGUAGAGCUAGAGGCGUAGUAGAUUUGAUUUUGAAGACACUCUUUUGCGUCAAAGAUGAGUGCCUCCACAGUCUUAGAAGACGGAGGGAGGGCAACGAACAUAGUUCAGGGAAGAGCGCGAAGGUCAAGGUCUAAACUUUUCUUGCCUUACCGCCUGUCGUGGACUACCCGUUGGAAGAAAGUGCUUCGCUUCUUGAAACAGUUAAGGGUGGCCGUAGUGACUCACAACAAUUUUUCGCCUCUUCGCAAAAUCAUGGAGGUGGCCUUCCGUCUGUGGUGCCAUUGCUUAUAUUGGAUCGCCCCGAAAAAAUCAACUUCAACUUUGCAGUAUGUGCAUGUUCUUGAGCAACUACUGCAUUAUAAUAUCGUUAAAUUGAUUUUGAUUUCCGCCAUGGAUCUGCAUCAUCUCCAUGGAUCUGCAUCCUUCGUGGUUUUCGUCUAAUCCAGCAGGAGAUGGCAAGGGAGAAGUACUCAAUGUUAUGGAUGCGAUCUUGCCGCACAAAAUUUGCAGUAAUGUUAAGGGUUACCACGACAUUGCAUUCUUCACUACCAUCCUUGACUUUUUUUUCCAGGGAUGAUCUGAAGAAUGCAAUUAUGUGGUAACCUCUAAUAUAAUGAAUAUUCCUGGUCCUCGUGAGCAGCAGUUGUAGGUGUACUAUCUUCAUGUUGGCUCUCAUGACUUUUUCUACUAGGUACUAGGUCAAAAAAAGUCUAUGUCAUCUUAUUCAGCCUCUUGAAAAAAAUCUAGUUCGUCUAAGCAGCAGAGAAACGGUAUUGGAAGAGUGAUGUGGAACUUGGGUCUUUACGACACGAAAGGGCACAUAGCGAAGUCCAAGCCCUUCGUGGUGCUCGACAACGGACACCAUUACCGGGAGUUGAAAAAAAUUUUCUCGUUAUGA